AUAUAGAUGGUCGGAUGAGUGUAAUCAAGCGCCGCGCCAGUAUCUCAUGCACACAUAUACUGGCGCUGCAGACGCGGCGCUACAUUUCAUUACAUGACACUCAUCCGACACUAGGCCUAUACCGCUGCAGCAGAGGAAGCCUACGGCACAUGUCUGAUUUCAUUUAGUUCUUACCAAGCAGCCUAUCUAAAUAUCAGGAGGCGUGAUAACGAGGAGCUGUACAUCUAACAUCAUGCAGUGGUUGGUCGGGUUGUUACUUGUUCAAGUAAGUAUUACUGUGGCUGAACCGUAUUACGGCAAGGAGAUUGGUGUCUUACGAACUGUGUUUCAUGGCGUCAGUGGAACUGUCAGAGCUGCCGAUUCACAAACACUUGUCAUCGAAAAUUUCAACUAUGAUGGUACUGCCCCAGAUGCAUUUGUUUGGAUUGGGACAACAUCACAACCUGAUUCAACAGGCACCAUAGCUCCUGUGGUUCCAGGAAGUGAAACCAAGCUUGGGGAGUACCGUGGCACCAAUCUGGUCGCAUAUUUACCAGGCUCCAUGACGGUACAGGAUUAUAAAUGGAUAUCCAUCUGGUGUAGAAAUUUUAGUGCCAACUUUGGUGAUGUCUACAUCCCAGACAGCUUUCGCAACCCAGCCCCUCAUGACUUGGGAGCAUUGCCAACUCGUGCUCAUCGGGUCAAGGCAGACAACGUGCAAAUCAAAGAUGCAAGGACCCUCAUAGUUACAAAUUUGUUUUAUGAUGGUAAUGGACCAGAUGCCUAUUUCUGGGCAGACACAAGCAACCGUCUGACUUCACAGGGGACUAAACUCAUCUUUAGGCCUGGGCUAUCAAAUGCCGGAUCAAAUCAGAGGCUGAGAGUUGCUUUGGAUGGGGAAGACUUUACAGUCGCCAUGCCACCAAGGAUGACCAUCUAUGACUUCAAGAGCUUUGGUCUGUGGUGUGUUGCAGCAACACAGAAUUUUGGCAGUAUUGCAUUUGACCCAGCAACAAUCAAUGUUCCAGCAGUGCUUGACCCUCCACCGACUUACCCAAAUUGUGAGGUUCUCUUAGAGGAUGAGUUCCAAGUCCAGUGGCGAAUCAAUGCUGAGGAUAGCAGCAUUACUGUUGAGAUGGCAGGCCGUGUUACGCCUGGUAACUACCUGGCAUUUGGCUUGAGUGGCUCAGAGAAUGAAACCUUGAUGGAUGGUUCAGAUGUUGUAGUAGGUUGGUUGGAUGAAAACACCAUGAGCCCUAUGGUGGUGGAUUACAACUUGCAGUCCAAGGCACAAUGCUCUAUUAAUGACGGUCGAGGAGCGUGCCCAGAUGAUAUUCAAAGUGUUGGAGGAGCAAAUAAUGUCAUGUUGGGAGAUGUGCUGUUUGAUGGGGGAAUCAAAAGACUUUCCUAUAAACGACCUCUGGACACAGGUGAUUCAACCGACCAAGUUAUUCCUACAGACCGUCCAGUCUUCAUCUCAUGGGCAAUUGGCCCCAUUAAUCCUGAUGGAAGAGUUGCCAAACACGUCAGAGCUCCGUCAGGUGACAUCCAGAUCAACUUUGGCCGAGGCUCUUCAAGCUGCCCAGCUUUGACUGAUUCUACCGGUGGGGGUAGCCAGCUGCCCGCAUGGCCCGCCCCAACAAUCAAAGAUGUCACUGAGUUCAGAGUGGAGAUUGGACAGUCUGGAGGGGUACGUGGUUACACAGGCAUCACAGGCAAGACUGGUUGGGGCAUCGCAUGGUACGUCAACGGACUCUUAAUCCCAGAGAUUACUGUCAAGAGGGGUGUCAAUUACACCUUUACGGUCUUUGGAGGUGACGACAGUGAGAAGUCGGCCCAGUAUCAUCCCUUUUACAUCACUGAUGACAGUGAGGGUGGCUAUGCUCAGAAAACAUCUCAAGGAAAAGCGAGUGUAACGAUCUACGCUGGAGAAACUGAGGGUCCUUACUGUAGCUGGCAAGAGAGCGAAUCAGGAGUCAAUGCGGAUGACUAUAACAGCUUUGACGCCUACAAGAUGAAAUUGGAGCGUGUUUGUACAGGAUCCAGCACCAAUGGAGGCAAGCUGUAUUGGACCCCGGAUGAGAACACACCAGAUGUAGUAUACUAUCAGUGCUACACCCAUCGUUUCCUUGGUUGGAAGAUCAACGUCAGCUCAGCCAGCGGACUUGAGAUUUCCCUGACCCUUCUCCUGGCUAUGCUGGGCUUUGUCACUCUCUUCUAAAUCACAAGAGGUCACUGGGAUCAGUCAUUCCAGUUGAUCAAUAAGCCAGUUUGGGGUUCCAACUUCAUAUGCACAGAUCACAAUUUUCUGCAAGGGAUGGAUGAUUUUUUUAAAUAGAAAAAAUAAUAAACUAUAGCAACAAAUUGAAGAAAGCCUCUAUUUCUGACACAUUCCAAAAACUUUGGGCUACACGUGCCAUGUAUAGUGUAAUUUGUAUACUCUAACUUUUCUGAAAGCGUUAUUGUGAUUUGAAAAUUGUAAUGUGAAAAGUGUGCAGUUGGAACACAAAAAUGGCUUAUAAGCACCAUUUACGCAGGUUCGAAGUGGCUUUUUAAUUUUAAUUUGUUUUUAACAAUGAUAAUCAAUGACAUUUGUAAAUCUUGAAGUAUGAUU
Molecule: messenger RNA, 2593 nt
Organism: Patiria miniata (bat star)
Lineage: Eukaryota; Metazoa; Echinodermata; Asteroidea; Valvatida; Asterinidae
Product: protein Skeletor, isoforms B/C-like
Exons: 17
Coding region: 233-2200 (655 amino acids)
Source: RefSeq, a predicted model, not a curated record